Molecule: messenger RNA, 1073 nt
Organism: Drosophila rhopaloa
Lineage: Eukaryota; Metazoa; Arthropoda; Insecta; Diptera; Drosophilidae
Exons: 2
Coding region: 448-558 (36 amino acids)
Source: RefSeq, a predicted model, not a curated record
CGUGCGGCAAACACACAGCUCGCUUUUCAGCCAACUCAACCAGCUCCAGAAUCAGCUUUUCAACAGCAGCCUUCGCGUCAUUAAUCGCAUCGUGCGACUGGCCCCACAAACAGUUUUCCCAGCAACGCGCGCACUUUUCCCGCUCUAGGACCUCUGGUUACGACGGUCUUGUGUUUCCGUCUUAUCGCUUCGGACGCUCCGGGUCCUUUAGUUUGCAUAUUUAUGUUUGCUUAACUCAACCAUUACGUUUCGGUGUCAAAAGCGAAUCCAAUCCCGGCGAUAAGUUGCUGCCUGCCAAACGGAGAGCUUAACAAAGAAUUGUACAACACAAAAGUGAAUUACAAAUCAAUUGAGAAGGCCCCUCGGCGGCGAGACAUAGAGCAUAUCGGGUAAAUACCACCCGAUUCCAUUUCAAAAGUGAGCCGCUAAGGGAGAAAAAGUCCCCGCAUGAGUAACAGCGCUAUGGUGGCCGUGGCCAUCUGCUGCAUCCUCGUCCUGCUGGCCGUCUUCAUUGUGAUCAUCAUAGUCGUCGGGCAGACCAUCGAGGAGCCCAAAUGAGACAUGCUCCAGCUGGGACCUGGCAACUUCCCAGAUGGAUAACAGAGGCCCCCCAAUUGUUAGUUUGCUGGGGCCCGCCAGCAAAAAUCGUUGCCACCUCAUCAGCAUUUGCAAAAUCACCAAUAUCAUCUCCACCCGACAGAAAAUUAGCGGAGGAAACAGAAGGUGCAGAAGGAUCAGUAGAAGCGGAGGAAAUGCGUCCCGUCGUCAGUAUCCAUUGGCUGUGAUGUGAAAUUUUUUGAAUUUGUGAAGCAAAAAUCAAUCGAGAAAUCAACCCAACACAAAAGGAGCAACUAAAUUUUUGAACAUUCCGCACCCUAAGGACACACAUCUUCAUGUAGCAUUUCGGUGUGUUAAGUGUUGUUAAUAUAAAUGUAUAUAUAGACACACAAUCUAUGAAUACAAAAAUAUAUAGAUAUGUAGACAGACUUAUGUACUUAUAUAUGGAUAUAUAUGUGUAACCCAACCGUCGUAACGUUGCGUUCUUUUUUAUAAAAGUGUUGUUAACAAACCGA